GAUCGCGCAACUUCAAACAACAGCGGUAGUCGCAAAAAAAAAAAAUAAAACCAUAUUGGAAAAUAGAUUAAUUAAACCAAUUGAGCCUGAAUGAGAAACAAGCAUGGACCGCUCGGUAAUUGCACCCUGGAAAGCCGAGGAGAAGGAGCAAAGCGAGAAGCUGCACAAGAAGCUCCAGGGCCUGGCUUUGCUCUAUCCCAUGGGGGACGAGAUGCGGAAGCUUCUCUGCUGGGAUAUGUUUCUCAAGCCCAAUCAGGCGGCGUUCUUUCAGGUGAUGCACUAUCUGUUCCGACUGCUGGAUCCGGCGGAGUUCAAGCGGCGCUUUUUCUGGCCAAUUGCUGACAAAAAGGCGGAGGCCAACUUCCGCUCCAGCACCGUGGAGUAUCUGAAGCACCUGAACGAGAAGCAUCAGCUGCAGUGGGCGCACAUCAAGUCAUAUUUGGUGGUGAUGCCCGGUGGGCAUAAGUUCAUUACUUUCAUGCUGGAAUUUGUGGGCUUUGUGGUCCAGGAGCUGAUCAAGCAACGGGAAAAGAUUCUGCUCGUCGACACGAGUCCAGCCCAACUGCGAGACUUGAAUGUCAAGGUGAUGGGCAGGCAGAAUGCCCUACUGAAGGAGUAUGCAUCCUCGUAUGUGGAGGAACUGGAACGGAAUUCGACUCUGCUGCGUGGAAGUACACAAAAGAUCAGGCACAUCCAAGCUGAGAUCUCCGGCAUCACCGGAGUGGCGGAGGCACAGCUGUACGACGAUGCCUUCCUGGAGGAGUUUGAAGCAAGCAAUCGACUGGCUGUGCAACAGAAAAUAUCUGCGCCCGCUGCCAGCAAUGCCACACUGGAGCUACCGCUCAGGGACCUCAAAGAGAAGAUCGAACGCUUCCAGGCCAAGCAGGCGGAGCACAAUCAAAACAAGGAAGCCAUGGACCAGACACUAUGCGACAUGCACCAGCUCUUCGACAGCGUGUCGGAUCCGAUGUGCGGCUCCGACAUGGAUGCUUUGGUGUGCGCCUUCAACAGAGUCAGUGACACCAUUGCGGAGCAACUGGAUGCCAACGAUCACUACAACGAGUCCAACGACUUUGUGACCAAAACACUGCAGGCGCUGCGCCUCGAACUGGUGGAGAUGGAGAGCCAGGUGACCAGAGCUCAAAGGAAAUUGAAUUUUCGGCUCAAAGAGGACACCGGCAGCAGCAGCAGCCUGCAUCAGACGCAGCAGCAGUCGGUGGCAGGUACACCACGUUUCGAGUGUCGUGCCCAUGGCAUUACCAAUAAGUUGGUGUCCACGCCGACCAUUCGAUUCGAUUCGGUGGACAGCGCUAAUGUGCGCACUGCACACGUGCGUCUGCCGCUGCAGGAUGACUUUAAGGCCAAGCAACUGGACAAUUUUAGCAACAGUUUAUUGGCACCUGCACCGCCACGAUCCGCACGUAAAUUGAAAGUCCUUGAACAGUCCAACGAUCUCAAUUGCACCCUGAACCGUUCCAAGGUGGCUAAUCCCAUGCAGCUGUUGCGCACCAUUGGCAAGUCCACGGCCAGACCACCAGUGGCAGCCACGCAGCAGCAGCAGCAGCAACAGCAGCACAAUCUCUCAUCGCUGGGCAGCAAAUGGAAGCAGAUGCAGGCCUCGUUUGGCUUUGACGAUGCCCCGGUCGGAAUUGCAGUUGCUGCUGCUGUAUCCCCUGCAGAGUCUUCCCCUGCCGCCAGCGAGCCAUACACGCCCUCGAGCUGCAACGACUGCACACGCAUCGAGCGCAUUCCCCCACGGUCUUCCAAUGCCAAUAGCUCGCUGGUGGCCAAGAGUGCGGCUGUGCGCAAGGUUCUGGAUCAGUCGCGUAAUGUCCAGAAUCUGAGUACAUCGCCAUCGGGCAGGCUGGAUCCGUUGGUGGCCGAGACGCCACUCCACGAACCGAUGCAUCAACAAAUAUUGCCACGCGUUCUGCUCAAUGACAGGACAAUGGAUCAGUUCGAGGAUCCCUGCGACAACAAGGAUAAUGAAAUGAAUGCCUUGAAUGGUGCAGCGCAGAACUUUAACCUCGAGCUGAGCGACGAUGGUGAUGACCUGCACGACAUAAGCGAUAGCGUUCUCGAGGAUGUAUCCAUGUAGACAGGACAGGAGGCAGGGGCAAUCAAAGAUUCCCACCGGCUUUGUGUGUGUGUGUGGCAGUAUUUAAUGUUUAUUAUUAAUAUGUAUUCGAAAUUUAUAAAACUUACGAACUAGCAUUUAUCAUCUCACUUGUUGCACUUUCGCUCGGCCAUACAUAAAAUCAGACUUUCCAAUGAGCGUGUUUCAUGGAAAAUGAAUGGAAUGGUACAAGCAAUCAACCAAAACAAAACAAAAAGUAAAUUAAAAACGUUUGGGAAUUCAAUUUUAUUAAAUUCGUUAUAUGAUUGCCAAUUUGUGUGCCAAAAAUCAAAUGGUUUUGCGAGAGAUAUGUGUGUGUAAAUGAGUGGAUCGGCCAUGGCUUCGUAGCUGUAACACUGUAACAAAUGGCCAACCACUGGGUGUAAAUUUUUUUAUAUUGCUUUUGUGUCGUAUGCGCUUAUCACAUGAUAUCCAGGACAGACGUUCCAUUUUCGUUUGCCGCCAAAAAAAAUAAACAAAUUAAAUAU
This is a messenger RNA of Drosophila obscura, 2604 nucleotides long. It is a transcript of the gene dgt6, whose product is annotated as augmin complex subunit dgt6. The record is from RefSeq and is a predicted model, not a curated record. Gene Ontology annotation, biological process: spindle assembly. The transcript has 3 exons. Bases 104 to 2098 code for a protein of 664 amino acids. Gene Ontology annotation, cellular component: HAUS complex; mitotic spindle microtubule. Gene Ontology annotation, molecular function: microtubule binding. Lineage: Eukaryota; Metazoa; Arthropoda; Insecta; Diptera; Drosophilidae.